This is a messenger RNA of Drosophila subobscura, 1204 nucleotides long. Its product is annotated as glycine-rich protein DOT1. Lineage: Eukaryota; Metazoa; Arthropoda; Insecta; Diptera; Drosophilidae. Bases 76 to 1044 code for a protein of 322 amino acids. The record is from RefSeq and is a predicted model, not a curated record. The transcript is spliced from 2 exons.
CAUCAGUUAACUCAACGCUUUCCUCGGCUUCGUGAAGUUCAGUUUUCGUCCCCCCAAAGCAAGAAACUUCCAGCAAUGAAGAUCUUCGUGUGUAUCCUGGCUGCUUUGGUCGCCACCAGCGCGGCUGGCUUUAUUGGAGGCGGCUCCGGCGGUGGCCGUGGUGGAGGCUACAGCUAUGGCGUUGGCGGUGGUGGCCAUCAGGAGGUGAAGACCAUCAAGGUCAUCCACCAGGAGGGCGGCGGCUACUCAGGCGGUGGACAUGGCGGCGGCUAUUCCGGCGGCCAUCAGGAGGUGAAGACCAUCAAGGUCAUCCACCAAGAGAGCGGCGGACAUGGACAUGGCGGCGGCUACUCCGGAGGACAUGGCGGCGGCUACUCCGGCGGACAUGAGGAGAUCAAGACCGUCAAAGUCAUCCAUGAGGAGGGCCAUGACCUGGGCGGCGGUGGAGGGUAUGCCGGCUUACACGAUCACGGCUACGGCGGACAUGGACAUGGACAUGAGGAAGUGAAAACCAUCAAGGUUAUCCAUCAGGAGGGCGGCACACAUGGACACGGCGGUCAUUACUCCGGCGGACACCAGGAGUUGAAGACUGUUAAGGUCAUUCACCAGGAGGCGGGUGGUCACGGCGGUUUCUCCGGCGGGCAUGGCGGUGGCUAUUUCGGAGGACACGGUGGUGGCUACUCUGGUGGACACCAGGAGAUCAAGACUGUGAAGGUGAUCCAUGAAGAAGGCCACGUUCUCGGUGGCGGCGGUGGCUAUUCCGGCGGACUUGACCACGGAUAUGGCGGACAUGGACAUGGAAACGGACACGAGGAGGUAAAGACCAUACAGGUGAUCCACGAAGAAGGCGGUCAUAGCCAUAAUCAUGGCCACUCCCACGGAGGUUUUGCUGGCGGUCACGAGGAGAUUAAGACCAUCCAGGUGAUCCACGAAGAAGGCCACCCACAAGGACACGGUGCGGCUCCUUUGAGCAACGAGUACCUGCCACCUGUGUUGUCGGAACCCCAGCCCGGCUACCUGCCCCCAUCCGGUGGCUGGAAAUAAAUCUCUCCCCCGGGCAAUUGUUAUGUGCUUGUCCCCAGAUUCCCCUUCCCUACUCCCUCCCGCACCACUCUGUUAAGUAGCUUUAGACAUUUUUUUCUUCACAUUUGCUAUUUUUUUUUACUGUUUUACGAAUAUUCAUUGUACCUCUCACUUUAGUUGU